This is a messenger RNA of Dicrocoelium dendriticum, 1970 nucleotides long. NCBI's taxonomy places the organism in Eukaryota, Metazoa, Platyhelminthes, Trematoda, Plagiorchiida, Dicrocoeliidae. The record is from the annotation of a GenBank genome assembly.
AUGGUGAGUCAUUAUAGUGAGUUCCUACCUUGCAUGCAUCGAUUACGUCAUCCUGUAAACCAUUUGUUGAUGAAAGAUGUUGAAAGGAACUGGUCUGCACCGUGUCAAGAAGCUUUUGACAAACUCAAAUUUCUGUUGAAAUCAGAUUUGCUCCUUACGCAUGACAAUCCGAAGCAGGAGAUUGUCGUGGCUACGGAUGCUUCGAGUUAUGGAAUUGGUGCUGUCAUCUCACAUCGCUUUCCAGACGGGUCCGAAAAGGCUGUGGCACAUGUGGCACGAGCGCUGACCGCAUCUGAAAAGAACUACAGUCAAAUUGAGAAGGAGGCAUUGGCUAUCAUCUUUGCCGUACAGAGAUUUCACAAGAUGAUAUAUGGCAGAAGAUUCACGCUGGUGACUGAUCACAAACCGCUUUUGGCAAUCUUUGGAUCUAAGAAAGGCAUUCCGACAUAUACAGCCAGUCGACUUCAGCGCUGGGCAACUCUGCUCCUGGGGUAUGAUUUUGGCAUGCGGUAUUUGUCCACUGAUUCUAUUGGACAAGCGGACGCCCUGUCCAGACUGAUCAAUACCGGUAGACGCGAUCAAGAAGACGCAGUCAUUGCAUCCAUUGCAGCCGAAUCGGACGUCAGCUACAUGACACAAGACGUAGUGCGUAACUUGCCAGUGAAUGGUUUAAUGGUUGCGCAAGGCACUAAACAGGACGCUGUGCUACAAGAAGUAUUAACCUAUACAAGAAGUGGAUGGCCAAAGAAGUGUCCGAACGAAGCUUUGACUCAGUUCUUCACAAGGCGAGGCGCAUUGCCGGAAGUUGAUUCCUGUCUGUUUUUCGCAGAUCGCAUAGUCAUUCCAGAAGUGCUCAGACAGCGCAUACUAAGAGAGCUGCACAAGGGUCAUCCAGGAAUCUCCCGCAUGAAGGCACUCGCUCGCAGCUACGUCUUUUGGCCGAUGAUGGACAGCCAAAUUGAGGAUAUCGGUCGAUCCUGUUCCAGAUGCAUCAGUGCAUGCAAACUGCCGGUGCGUGUACCAUUGCAAUCUUGGUCGAAUCCAGAAUCUCCCUGGUCGCGCAUACAUAUUGAUUUCGCAGGACCGGUCGAGGGUGUGGAAUUUCUUGUGAUGGUUGACGCGUACAGUAAGUGGUCGGAAGUAAUCCGGAUGAAAACUACGUCCUCAAACAGCACGAUCUCGGAAAUGAGACAUGUAUUCAGUCAGCAUGGCCUACCAAAAACCAUUAUUUCCGACAACGGAUCGCAGUUUACGUCCUAUCAAUUCGCCGAGUUUUGCGCACAAAAUGGAAUCGAGCACGUGAGGACAGCACCAUAUUAUCCACAGUCAAAUGGCCAAGCGGAAAGAUUUGUCGAUAUCCUGAAAAGAGCACUUUUGAAGUCAAAAGACGAGGGAACGUUGGACGAAAGACUGGAGCGGUUCCUACUGAAUUAUCGAGUGACUCCCAAUCCCAAUGCACCCGAUGGGAAGUCACCAGCUGAAGUCCAAAUGGGUCGCAGAUUGAGUACUACACUGGAUUUGCUGACACUCAGGCGUCCUCUCCCACAAACAAGGAACUUAGCAAUGGAGCAGCAGUACAACAGGCGGUACGGAGCACGGAGAAGGAUGUUCAGAGUUGGCGAAUUUGUAUCUGCAGCGGCUAUUCAGGGACGGCGGAUCAGCUGGAUACCAGGACGCAUCGUGCGACGUCGGGGACGGGUGAUGUACGAUGUUCAAGUUGGUGCGCAGGUAUGGAGACGUCACGCAAAUCAGCUGAAACCGCGGUGUACACUGGAAGGUGAUGUUCAGAAUGCCAACAGAUUUGAUGUUAAUGAGUUGCUUGACAAUGGCAAACCAAGUGCUUCUUCACGCCGAGAAUUUCAACCAAGGGAAUGCCCGGAACAAGAAGGUCGGAACAGAACCCAACGAACAAGAAAAUUUGUACAGCCGUUUCAAGUGGACCCGCGUCGGAAAAGCUAUGUUUCGUACAG